This is a messenger RNA of Racocetra fulgida, 3184 nucleotides long. Lineage: Eukaryota; Fungi; Glomeromycota; Glomeromycetes; Diversisporales; Gigasporaceae. The record is from the annotation of a GenBank genome assembly.
AUGGCUGAUGAUUUAGAUGUUGAAGCAAUGCUAGAAGCCCCCUUUCAAAAGGGCCAGGAAUCGGUUACUCACAACACUAACGGAAAGAGUCGAUCGGACCAAAAAGACGAUAUAAAAAGUCACGUUCUAGAUCGCGAGACAGACACAGAAGACAUCGUAGUCGAUCUAGAUCGCGUGAAAGACGACGAAGAAGUCGUACUCGUUCUAGGGAAAGGCGUAGAAGAAGUCGUAGCGCACGCAGGAGGAGUCGUAGUCCAAGCAGAUUCAGACGAAGAAGAACGUGAUAAACGUACAGUAUUUGUUAUGCAAUUAGCUGCACGUCUUCGAACUCGAGAACUUGCUGAUUUUUUUUCAUCGGCUGGGAAGGUUCGAGAUGCAAAGAUCAUUGCUGAUAGAAUAUCUAGAAGGGUCGGUUAUGUUGAAUUUUAUGAUGAAGAAUCUGUUCCAAAAGCUUUGGCUUUGACUGGGCAAAAACUUCUAGGUAUUCCAGUGAUCGUACAAUUGACUGAAGCAGAAAAAAAUAGACAAGCAAGAUUAGCGGAACAAGCAGCUUCCCACGCAACAGAUAUUGCUUAUCACCGGCUAUAUGUUGGGUCAGUUCAUUUUAAUUUGACAGAAGAUGAUUUGAGACAAGUUUUUGAACCAUUUGGACCAUUAGAAUUUGUUAACCUACAUAAAGAUCCUGAAACUGGCCGAUAUAAAAAUCCAGAAGAUGCUAAGCAAGCACUAGAAAAAAUGAAUGGCUUUGAGUUGGCUGGAAGAACAGUAACUUAUGUAGUAAUGGUUGCUUUACAGAUUAAAGUAGGCCUUGUUACUGAUAAGAGCAAUGGCAUGAAUUUGAAUCUUGAUGACGAUGUUGCUGGUUUAGCUCUUAACGCACAAUCGCGAGUUGAAUUAAUGCAAAAGUUAGCCCGCGAUACUGACUUAAUUGCCCCUGCGACUACGCCUGCCUUAUCAGAAAUGUCUGAAGCCGAGGACAGUACACUUGAAUCAAGCGAGUUUGGCAACCAAGCAUCUGCUGAUUCAACAGAGUUAGACGGUAGCAUCCAAACGCCUGCAAGAGAUGUAGAUAAAAAGGAUUCUGAUGACGCGAUAAAGGAUGAAGAAAAACCAAUCAACAUGUCUUUAAAUACGAAAUCGAGAAACAUAAUUCGUUAUACGAGAGAGCAAUUGUUGGAAUUGCGCGAAAGCCCACUUGUUAAAAAACCGGACGCUCUACCACCAAUUAGUUCAUGCUUCGUUGAUGGAUUAAAUAAGUCCAAAGACGACUUGAUUGCAGGUAUUUCGAAAAGCCCCUUAAUAGGAUCUUCAAAAAGUCCUAACGGAUCGGAGCCGACAUCUCCCAAACCAUCAGGCAUGUAUAAAAUUAUUCUUGGACCUCCUAAAACGAUUUUCGCUUCAUCUUCUGUUGGAGGAUUAAGAAGUGCAGAAGACAAACCAAAUCAGGCUAGAACUGGCAGGUCUGAUGGAAUGCGACAACGUCAAGAUGAAUAUUCGAGGACUGGAAUUAAGGAUUAUGAACCCCGGGCUCCUCGUGGUCCUACAGGUGAACGAGGUUUCGUUGGUAGGGAAGCUCUGAGGGAACGAGCUCUAGCGGAUAAAGCACUCAAGGAAUCAAUGGGAUCAUCGCAUAAUUCUCACAGUCGUGGUUUAGGCCAUACAAGAUCUCAAGAUACAAAUAAGAACAGCCGUAGAGAUGGUGAUGAAAAUUUGACCAGUCCUUUUAAUAUUUCUAUAUUAUCAGAUUUUAAUAUUUGUUUCGUUUCCGCAGGUGGUGGCGUAUCUGGGAGGGACCAAUUGAGCAAAACCAAUUUUAUCAGACAUUACCAUUCCGAAGACAGAUCCGAGACGCCUAAAUGGAUGCAUUACAAUCCGCAAACUGAUGAAGAUACAAAAAAUGGUAGAGCACGGAGUAUAUCACGUGCUGAUAGCAGUACGUCUUGGAGGCCUGAUAAUAAGAUCGGGACUUCAGAAGAAUCUAGUACAUUUGUUGGAAACCCUAUACCUGAAGUGUCGCAAAAUGGUUCAAAAGAGAAAGAAACCUCCGAUUUCAAUGUCGAUCUCAAUGCACCUCUGGAUUCUGGCUCGUCGGCUUUUGAUAAGUUUCUGUCAAAACAUAAUAAACUUGCCAUGGCCGAGGAUAAUAUUCCUAAAACUGAGCAAGGAACAUCUCGCUUUGCCAGGUUUUUUUCUCAUAAUGUAGAUGAAAGCUCACAAGAAGUGGAACACAAAAAUGAAAGACACCCAGUGUUUCCUACACCAACGCAAGGUCAUCCGGCUCCAAAUGAAUUAAAACCUGGUCCAAUUAGCCUUGAUACAUUGUUUCAAAGUCAAGCAGCAACAUCUUCUACAGUUGCAGCUACUUCUCCUCGUAUGACUGAUGGAAAGCGAAUGCUUUCAAGAAUGCUCACUGAAGACGAAGUUUUGCAGACAAUUGGAGCAAAACCAUCUAUUAAACCAGAAUCUAAAGAGCGUAAUUACGAAGAUGAAGCUGCUAUGUACAAAAUAUACGCAGCUUUGCAAAAAAAGUCAACUCCGGGGGUAAAAACUAGCCAACAUCAAUCAAAACUUGAUAUUUCAAAUAGGCAUUUAGGACUUUCCGAAUUACCUUCUACCGACUCAGCGAAAAAAAUUAAUAUGCUCUUCGGAGGCAAUGUACCAACUUCAGUAUAUCGCCAGUUGAGUUCAAGGUCAGAUAAUGGUUCCAGAGAGUCGUCAGCCGCAUCUUCACCGGCAUUAAAAUUCAAUACCAAACCUAUUAUUUCCAACUUUCAACAUUCACCGCAAUCAUCGGCACAUAUUCAUGAUAUCCACGCGCCGAUGUUUAAAUCACCUCCACCUCACUCCCCCAAUCAUCUUCAUCAACAAAGUCAUAACCAUUCACAGUAUCACAACAACGUGCCUAGUUACUCUAACGGACCAAAUAUCUCUCAGCAUUCGCAUAAUCGACCGGAGUACCCUCCACCUAUCGGCCGCAACAUACCAGUAGAACAGUUGUUUAGCAUGAUUCCUCCACGUAACGUUCCACAACAAGUUCCUCCGCAAUUUCAACAGCCCCCCAUUCCACCUCAAAUACCAUUUGGUUAUCAACCUCAAACUGAACGCUACCCUCAACAAAUCCAGUUUAAUGGUCCUUCGAUACCACAUCAUCCAGUCCAUCAUCAUCCAGGAAUGUUGCCACCCG